AUGGCUUCGCGACCACGGCGGUCUGCCGCUGCAAGAGCAAACGAAUCCAUCUCUGUUCAUGCAAAAUGGGCUGACACAAGUGAAAGAAGUGACCGCAGCACAAUGGCCUCCCGCCGAUCCGGCCGUGCCUCUGGCGCAAGUGCCUUGAGAGACUUGCCGUCAUCCCCUGACGAGAGUGUCACCGUCAAGACUUCGUCCAGGGCAACUCGGGGAGCUAAUCGACGAAGUGACCGCUUCGACGGCGGUGAAAUUGUCCACGGCACGAGAAAUCGUGGAGGCAGGAAGAAUUAUGUAAUCGACUCCAGCCCGGAUGAUGAUGAGGAGGAGGAAGAGGAGGGGGAAGAGGAAGAUGCUGAAGGUGAGGACAUUGAAGAUGUCGACGCAGAUGCCGAAGGAGAAGAGAUGGAGGUCGACGCCGAAGGCGACGAUGUAGAUGCCGAAGGAGAGGAAGACGCCGAAGGGGACAUCAAUAUGGAUCUUCCGACUGGCCCACGGGCUGGUCAUACAAUCAGAGUUUCGCAGCCUGCUCCUAGGUCUGCCGCUAAAGCGGCUGCCUCCAAGAUGGCAGCUGAAGACGAGGAUGAUGAAGAAGACGAUGACGACGACGACGAUGAUGAGCUUAGCGACCCCAUGGAUAGUGACGAAGGAGACCAGACAAUGGCGUUUGGAGAUGAAACAAUGGCCGACGAGGACGCUGAAGGAGAAGAAAUAGAAGUUGCAGGUGAAGAUGACGAGGAGGAAGAGGAGGAGGAGGAGGAGGAGGAUGCAGAGGGUGAGGAAGUUGGCGAUGCUGAAGCUGAUAGUGAUGAGGGAACACGAGAGGGCACGCCUGAUCUCACCAAAAUGACAAAGCGUCAGAGGGCAAGAUUCGAAGAAGAGCCGCAAGAAUACAUGAAGCUUUCUGAUGAGGUUCAAGUGAAGAAACACUUUACCGCAGAGGAGCUUUCCAUGAGACGACAAGAAAUGGCCCGUCGUCGCCGUAAUCUCAGCGAGAAGCGAACCGAGGAAGUCAAAAUGGAAACUAUCAACAAACUUCUCAAGAAGCAAGCACCAAAAAUCAAUCGCAAAGCCGCCGCCGCUGCGGCGCGGGCUGACAGUCCUAGCGAAGAAACUCAGAAGGCCGAUCCUACACUUAUACGCUGGGUAAACAACAGGAGUGGAAGUAAACUAUCAGUGCCGGAAGAUAUCAUCGCGGGGCCAGCUGGCCAAGUCUUUUCAAAAGGCAAUAGUCUGGCAAGUGGAAAGAUGGUGCAAGAGGUUGCUUAA
This is a messenger RNA of Pochonia chlamydosporia 170, 1266 nucleotides long. RefSeq names its product PAPA-1-like conserved region family protein. The record is from RefSeq and is a predicted model, not a curated record. Gene Ontology annotation, biological process: chromatin remodeling. The transcript is spliced from 3 exons. The coding region runs from base 1 to 1266 and encodes 421 amino acids. Lineage: Eukaryota; Fungi; Ascomycota; Sordariomycetes; Hypocreales; Clavicipitaceae. Gene Ontology annotation, cellular component: Ino80 complex.